This is a messenger RNA of Striga asiatica, 2940 nucleotides long. Lineage: Eukaryota; Viridiplantae; Streptophyta; Magnoliopsida; Lamiales; Orobanchaceae. The record is from the annotation of a GenBank genome assembly.
AUUUUAUCUGAAUAUCACCAGAGAUCCAAUCAUUGAAUUUUCGUAAAGAUAUAUACUGAGAACUCUUUUCAUAAUACAGCGGUAUCUCUGGAUUUUCGACCGGGUUUUUCUGUUCUUUCUUCUAUAGGAUAUUUUAUGGGAAAGAAAAGCCUAACCUUAUUAGUGUCCGUGUGCCUGCCCACAUGUCUUUCUUCAUCUCUCUUUUGAAUCCUUUGCAAUUUCUUUCUGAUGGUUGAAGAUAGUCUUCCAGUAAAAGCAAAAUGAGGAUGUGUUUUUCACUUUUUUGACUCCUACCCAUUUUUAUGUUCUCCAAUCACCCGAUUAUUACGGGAAUAAUUAAACAAUUAAUAAACAAUACAAAGUUUUCCUUUUCCUCCCCAUCUAUUUAUUUUCUUUUUAUUUAUUUUCUUUUAUGAACUUGAAGCCUUCUUUUUUAACUUAUAUAGGCUAGUGCGAGUCUGAGCAGUUCUCCCAAAGCAAAAUUGUUUUAGCUUUUCGGAACUUUCCCUUAAAUGGGAUUCACUUUGUUUGUGAUAUGAUCUGUACAACAGGCUGUUAUGAAGAUUUAGUUUCAACUGAAAAGGAUACUUGUUAAGGAAUUGAAUUUGAAGUUAGGAAUGUCUGAGUCGGAAUCGGAGAAUGGGAAGGAGCUUAGGUCCUUAGCGUUGACUCCGACAUGGUCUGUUGCCACUGUCUUGACCGUAUUUGUGGCAGUUUCGCUGCUCGUCGAGCGCUCCAUUCAUCGAUUGAGUAAUUGGCUGAGGAAAACUGAUAGAAAGCCUUUGCUUGCAGCUGUUGAGAAAAUGAAGGAAGAAUUGAUGCUUCUGGGCUUCAUAUCUCUUCUCCUCACGGCAACUUCGAGCGUUAUAUCUAAUAUCUGCAUACAUUCAAAGUUCUAUGAUAGUGUAUUUGCACCAUGUACAAGAGAGGAAGUAGAAGAGGAUAGGGAAAAUGAAACUGUGAAAAGCCGUAGGCUUUUGAUGGCAUUCAUGGAUUCUCACUCCCAGAGGAGAUUUUUGACGGGUUUAAAUCGGAAUACCUGUCCAGAGAACUACGAACCUUUUGUGUCAUAUGAAGGGCUCGAGCAACUGCACAGAUUCAUUUUUGUCAUGGCAAUUACACAUGUAUCUUACAGUUGCUUGACGAUGUUGCUAGCUAUUGUAAAGAUUCACAGUUGGAGAAAAUGGGAGGAGGAGGCUCAUAUGGACAGACAUAAUUCCUUAACGGAAAUCACGAGAGCAUUGACAAUGCGGAGACAAUCAACUUUCGUUAGAGUGCACACAUCAAAUCCUAUGGAUAGAAACAGCAUUCUCGUCUGGGUGACUUGUUUCUUUCGUCAGUUUGGCCGCUCAGUUGUCCGAGCCGACUACCUUACCCUUCGCCAGGGAUUUAUUACAAACCACAACCUCACGUCAAGAUAUGAUUUCCACAGCUAUAUGAUUCGCUCCAUGGAGGAAGAAUUUCAACGUAUAGUUGGUGUCAGUGCUCCACUCUGGGGAUUUGUUGUAGCUUUUAUGCUUUUCAAUAUAAAAGGAUCUAAUCUCUACUUCUGGAUUGCACUUAUUCCCGUCAUCCUUGUUCUACUUGUGGGUGCAAAGCUGCAACAUGUUAUAGCAACUUUGGCAUUGGAGAGUGCAGGAAUAAGUGGAAGCUUCUCUGGGCCCAAGUUUAGGCCCCGAGACGAAUUGUUUUGGUUCAAUAAGCCAGAGCUGUUGUUAUCGCUCAUUCAUUUUAUCCUUUUCCAGAAUGCAUUUGAGCUUGCUUCAUUCUUCUGGUUCUGGUGGCAGUUUGGUUACAACUCCUGCUUCAUAAGGAACCACUUACUUGUCUAUCUACGUCUAAUUGUCGGGUUUGCCGGUCAGUUUCUAUGCAGCUACAGCACCUUGCCCCUCUAUGCACUGGUCACUCAGAUGGGAACAAAUUAUAAGGCAGCCCUCAUUCCAAAAAGAAUAAGGGAGACAAUCCAUGGGUGGGGAAAGGCUGCUCGAAGAAAGAGAAGAUUAGGCAUUUUUACAGAUGACUCGACCAUCCACACUGAUACGAGCACCGUCAUAUCUGUUGAGGAAGAUGAUAACCGGUCGAUUGAGAGCCCUCGAUUUGCGCCUCAUUUGGAUUCGCAAAUCGAGCUGCAGCCAGUCACUGACAUUGGAUUUGAUAGCACACAGUUCCCUACUAACGAGGUGUCGAGUCGGAUGGGGACUCCCCUCCUCAGGCAUUCGGCCUCCAUCGCGUCUCCAAUUUCUCGGAUGAUUUUACACGAGGAAAUACCGAGAUCGUCCUCUUUGCCACAUUAGGGAGGAGAUUGAGAAAAUAUGUGAAAUUCAGUGUUUGUUAAUACAAUUAAUUAUAUAUAGUUGAAAUGUCUUAGUUGUUUGUAGCAUAUGAUUAAUUGAUAGGGCUUCAUGUAUUGAGUAACUUCUAUAUAGCAUGAAAGAAUAGCUUGUAUCUUUGUUUUUAUUUUUUCUCUCAGACAGUUCCUUUUUUGGGUAAUUACAAAAUUUUCCAUUAGGAUGAGAUAGGAAGGUUGAUUUGAGCUUGUCACCUUAAGAAGUUUAUUUAUAAGGAUAAAGAAAAGAAAGAAAAGAGGUCGAGAGGAUGAGGAUGAUAGGGAUGAAGACGAGGACAAAGAGGAACAUGAGGACUGAGGUGGUCGAAGAGGUAGAGGUAAAAGAGGUCGAGAAAAAUAAGAUCGUGGCCUUGAGGAGGGCGAGGCCCCGCCUAAGAGGGGGGUCAUUCAUAUGAUCUCGGGAGGUCUCAUAGACGACGCUAAAUGGUAUACAAAAGACUUUCGACCGGUUGGGACUCGGCCAGCUUUAAGCUCCUCGCCAGUUGAACGCCUUGAGACCUGCAAAAACUCUUACACCGGAGGAUUUUCUGGUGAAAAACCUCCGAUGCUUAAGUUAACACGGUAAAGAAUAUGAAGUGUUAUAUGUAUGCAGA